Pocillopora verrucosa is the source of this 731-nucleotide messenger RNA. RefSeq lists its product as uncharacterized. Lineage: Eukaryota; Metazoa; Cnidaria; Anthozoa; Scleractinia; Pocilloporidae. Gene Ontology annotation, cellular component: membrane. Gene Ontology annotation, molecular function: growth factor activity. The record is from RefSeq and is a predicted model, not a curated record.
GCGAAAUAUCGUUGUAACAUAAACGAUCAAACCGACACCGAUUUUAAACUCGUAUACAAGAACCAAAAACACUAAACUAGCAAGGAAAUCUCCCAGGCAAGGCUUCACAACAAAUCAGAAUUUGACCAAAAAGAAAAAACCUAUAAAAUAUCUUUCAAGUUAGCUAAGAGGCAAGAAAUAUAAUGGAUUCAUCCAUGUGCAAUAAUUGUCUAACGUUGUCCCAAAAAUCUUGGUUGUAUGUCUUCGUAGUAGCCAAGCUAACCUUAACUUCAGUUCAGGCCUCUGCAAUACAACUCCAAGAGCAAUCAUGUAAACCAAGACCAGUAGUGUUGGGUGACCAGACUGAAGGUUACAAACCAUACCAUGUGUUGCUGUACCGCUGCUCAGGAACUUGUGAUGACAUCAACCCAGUACGUAAACCCUGCAUACCAUCAACCACAAGAGAAAUUGACAUUAAAGUGCAUGAUCCCUCCAAUGGAAAAGAUAAGAUCAUUAAGGUUCUAAAUCACACAAGUUGUGAUUGUGAAUGCAACCUUGACUGUGAUUUGGAUAAUGGCCAAGUUCCAGAUGGAGAUCAAUGUAUCUGCAAAUCUGGACCGUUGCCAUCUGGGGGGAAACCUGAUACAGAGGAUAUUCUGCCGUACAAGAUUGGAUUGUAUGUGAUGAGUGUUGUGGCAUUUUGUGCUUUGGUUUUUGGAAUGAUCAUGUAUGCUAAGAGAAAAAAUUCCUGA